AUGACCAACCGACCUCAAAACCUCGAUUUGAGCGGCGCUCGAGGUCACGACCGCCUUCCCAGUCGCUCUCGCCCAAACUUCCACAUGGACCUGCCGUCGCCUCGCGCAGGUGAAAUCCCGCCCGCCCUCUCUCCGCUCGAUGCUUUCGCCCUACACUCGCGCGCCCUGGCGAGAAGGUUGGAGGAGAGUACUAAGGCCGGAAGACGCAUGAGCAGGCUACCACACCAGGACAUUGCCGACGAACUCGCAAAACGACCUGGCUACUUUAGAUCUGUUUCAAGCGGCAUCGAGAGUCUGUACGACGAGGACCAAGAGGAGGACGACGAUGAGGACGAGGAAGAUUCAUGGCAACCGCCCCGAUUGCAGGCGCAAACACCCAAUGGUGCCGUUUACCGCCCCGUGUCGCAUUAUCCCAUGCUAGGGAACGUCGUCCGUGACGACCAGGAUGUGCCCAGCGUACCAGAACCUAUCAAGGAAGCCAGCACUGAGCACGAAGAGAAGGGCUAUUUCGGCAUAAAGGUACCGCGCUCUUCGUCUCCAGAGCCAUUCGAUUCCAGGAACAUAAAAAGCGACGACGCUUCUCCCGCCUUGCCCAGUCUCACUAGCAGUAUUGACUCAAUACAAUCUUCACAACCACGGACCUUGACCAAUGAAUCCUCAAGGAGACAGGACAAUAGUCUAGCACCACCUCGAUCGCCAGCGCAUCCAAGAUCAGCGCGUAGUAUCGCCAGCAUUAGAUCCGUCAUCGACAGUGCCGAAGAAGACAACGGCAGCCCAUCUGGAUCACUUGAGGUCGGUCCAUCCAGCAAGACCCGUACUCCGUUCAGUCCGGAAAUGCUACCAGUUUCUCGUUCCCCAUCAAAUUUGUCCGAGUACUCCGUAUCUUCAGACUUGCCUCGCCCAUCUUUUAAUUUCUCCAGACCUAGAGGCAACUCUCUCGCAAGACCAGCAGCUGAGAACAAUCUGACGGUUGAUACACGCCGUGCUGUCGAACGUCAGCCUUCCAAUGAUUCUUCUAUGUCGCAAACUGCCAGAAGUGCCAACUCUAUGCAAACCAUGCGUGUCAGGGCUCCUGUCGAACGUCAAAAUUCAGACAGUGCGACAGACAUCUCUGGUGCUCUAUCGGACAGGGAGUGUUUCAGUGGUGAAGAAACUCAAGUCGUACAUCCCGGACCGGGCGCGCCCUCUUACGUCUAUUCUAAAUACUCGUUGCCUCGUGGACGUAUGCUCGACAGGGAUUCGGUGGAAGCGAGAUCUUCUUGGGCCCAUCACCAAAUAAAAUGGGAACAGCAGCCAACUGGAUUGGAACCCAGCAUAGUCGAAAGUCCUCUACCAAGCCCGAAUCUUGACAAUCCCAUGCUCAGCCCUGGCCCCAGCACACCACGUGGACAAAGUCCAGCACCAGGGCCACGUCGAAACAAGUCAGCCGAGCGCCCAGCUCGUUCACCUAACCGGCUGGUCAAGAAGACUACACCGCAGACCCCAUCGAUUGCCUCUGAGAGCACAAACCGUACGAUCAGGGCGGGAUCGCAUGUUCGAAACAGCCCAUCUACCGACAUAGCCGGUCUAUCACCGGAGCAACAUCUUGAGAAAGGCAUAGAGUGCCACUCUUCAGGCUCCCUCAGCAAAUCAACAUAUCAUCUUCGCUUGGCUGCCAGGGCAGGACUUCCAACAGCCAUGCUGUUAUAUGCUCUCGCAUGCCGACAUGGUUGGGGCAUGCGUCCUAACCAAGCUGAAGGUGUAUCGUGGCUUAGACGCGCGGUGGAUUCAGCUGGAGUGGAAUUCAUCGAGGACAGCAGCAAUGACGGCUCACAAGCAGUGUCCAAGGAGCAGAAAGCACGCAAAGCCCAGUUCGCACUUGCCAUCUAUGAGCUUGGCAUGUCAUAUAUGAACGGAUGGGGCAUCCCCAAAGACAAGCCACUCGCAGUCAGAUGUUUUGAGAUUGCUGGCAGCUGGGGCGACACGGAUGCUCUUGCUGAAGCAGGAUUCUGUUACACCCAAGGCGUUGGAUGCAGGAAGGACCUCAAGAAGGCCGCAGAAUUUUACCGCCAGGCUGCGGACAAGGGCAUGAGCAUGGCGGGCAACAGCUGGUAUGUUGUUCUUCUUUUGCAGCACGCAUUGCAGAGUACCUGA
Molecule: messenger RNA, 2133 nt
Organism: Aureobasidium musti
Lineage: Eukaryota; Fungi; Ascomycota; Dothideomycetes; Dothideales; Saccotheciaceae
Source: the annotation of a GenBank genome assembly